Molecule: messenger RNA, 3103 nt
Organism: Paralichthys olivaceus (Japanese flounder)
Lineage: Eukaryota; Metazoa; Chordata; Actinopteri; Pleuronectiformes; Paralichthyidae
Product: PRELI domain containing protein 3B-like
Biological process (GO): phospholipid transport
Cellular component (GO): mitochondrial intermembrane space
Molecular function (GO): phosphatidic acid transfer activity
Source: RefSeq, a predicted model, not a curated record
CCCGGCUCCUCCCUCCUCGCUCACAGGUCACGCUGUCACCAGUCGCCGGCUCCCGAGCCCCGACAGAAAAGUCUGUUAAAAUGAAGAUCUGGGCGUCAGAGCACAUUUUCAACCACCCAUGGGAGACGGUGACUCAGGCGGCGAUGCAGAAGUACCCCAACCCCAUGAACCCCAGUGUGUUUGGUGUGGAUGUCCUGGACAGAAGUGUGGACACAGCGGGACGGUUACACAGCACCAGACUGCUCAGCACAGAGUGGGGACUUCCUGCCAUGGCCAAGUCUAUCAUUGGGGCAACGAGAACAUGCACGUAUGUUCAGGAACAUUCAGUUGUGGACCCCAAAGAGAAGACCUUCGAGCUGCAAUCUACAAAUAUCUCCUUCACUAACCUGGUAUCUGUGGAUGAGAAGUUGACGUACAAGCCACAUCCGCAGGAUCCUGAAAAAACGGUGCUGACACAGGAGGCUCUGAUAAGUGUGAAAGGCAUCAGUCUGAGCAGCUACCUCGAGGGUCUCAUGGCCAAAACCAUCUCUGUCAACGCUGGCAAGGGUCGGGAGGCGAUGGAGUGGGUCAUCAGACGACUAAACACUGAAAUCGAGGAGUUGGCGGCAACUGCUCGUGGUACGAUACGUGCUCCCAUGGCAGCAGCCGUUGCAAACAAAUGAGUGGGCCUGCCCCACCGCUUCCUCCUCCAUCAUGAACCGAUGGUCUUCUCAAACCUCUGCCCCUUAAAGGGGUCCUCAUCCGCCAGCACAGCCUAGUAACAGCCCCGUCCUUUGGUAUGUUUGUCUUUGUACGUCACAAGAAGUCGCUGUUCGUCCUUCCCCAGCAGGCUGCGCAGACGAGUUCGAUGCUCGUCUCUGUGUGUGGUGACGGAGAGUAUUGAGCUGAUGACAGUUAAAAAACAGAACAAACAAACACAGGGUUCAAUUGAACUGCACUUGAAGCUCGUAGGACUUAGUCUUGUGAAGUUAAAGCUCUUUUAAAAAAAAUUCACGCCGUGCCUCCGCAUCAUUCAUUUAACUUAUUCAUAACUUUUCUAAUCUUUCUCCCCCUCAUCUUCGUAUGUCUUUUCUUUUUAUUCUUCCCAAGUCUUUAUGAACAAGCUGAUCACUGCUAGCAGUCGAAAUGAAGUCACUUUCACCAUCCUUUUCUGGCUUUGUACAGCACAACUGGCCAAAAUGUGUCACUACUAAAACCUCACCAGUUCCGACAGGCUACCAUCUUAGACUGUUAGUCCCUUGGAACCAUUUUUAGAAAUUCCAGGAUUUGGGUAUUUCUGUCACGAUUAAGGCUCCGAACAAGCCCCCAGAAACAUCUGUCAACAUGUGUGAAGAGUGUGUUUCUACUAUCAAGACAGACACAGCUCAGUGCCAGAUCUAAGCACAGGUUAAGUGGCCAGACAGGAACACCAGUUUGCGGUUAUUGCAUGGUGCUGGGAAAAAAAUGGUGCCUUUCUUGUCUGGGUCUGGUACAAGCAGCACAAGUUUGCGUCAAGGUGGAAGUUUUAGUUUGAAAACUCUGAUGCUGUGUUUUUGCCUGCGCAGGUUUGCUAACAGCUGUUGUUUAGUCAAAUUCUGCUCUUCACAAUGAAACAGCUCCUUACAUGCGUACAAGAGCUGUUACUCCAGCAACCUGCGUCAAUUGCAGUGUGCAUCGGUACACACGCCUUCCCGUUAACAUCGACACAUGCAUACCCAGUGUACGUGAGUGGUCAUAUGAUGUGGGUUUUUCAGGUGUGUCGUUUUGGACGUUAUCAAAACUGAUAAGGAACCAAAACGCUUGUCUUUUAUUUUGGAAACAUCAUAAUAGUAUUGAUGUAACCAGUGUACUUAAGGUCCACAGCUCGGCAGCAGGGUGCGGUGCUGAUAAAGGUUGUGCACAGCAAACAAAGACGGCUUGUAGGCUUGUUAUUUGUUGAAGGAGUCAAAGCAUUUUAACAGAAAGAUGCUGGUCUGGUGCUGGUGCUGGUCUGUCUGUGGUCCUGUUGGGCUGAUUUAGUUGUCUCGUCUCUUGAGGUCAACAAUGACUUGAUUUCUCUCUCGUGUUUGUCAGACACUGAUUGACAGUAGUGUUACAGUAAAUGAACAAGCUUGGAUGUUUAACUUAUUUUCAGCAUGUGUACUUAAACGUGGGGGGGGGGGGUUCUUGAGAAGUACAGAGCUUUGCAUUUAUAUGGCUCUUGAUGACCACUCGAACAGUUUGCCAUUCACACCCGCACUCAUGCAGUGCAUCUAUUAGCAGCACUUUUUUGGGAGUUCAGCAUCUUGCCCAUGGACGCUUCGGCAUGCUGAUGGGAAAGACUGGGGAUCGAACUGCCGAACAUCACCUGGUUGGAGGAUACACACAGCUCUACCCCUCAGCCACAGCCGCCACAUGUUCAGUGUGUUGUGAGCUCACCAGUGUUAUCAGAGGAGCUCUACAGGGUUAUGUUCAAGAUCAUCGAGUGUGCCAAGAUGGAAAUCAUUUUUACUACCCCCAUAACUGUUCACUUAGGAUAUAAUGUAUAAACAAACUGUUAAUAGAUGGUGAUGUUUAUUGUUUAUUUAUAUUGGUGAAUAUUGACAAAGACUGUUAGAUUGAUUGAUUAAAAAAAAAAAUGUAUCUGCAAUUUUUAUACCUCAUUUCCCGGGUCCAUCCCUGCAGGACUCUCAUACAAAUGCUAAGCGAUGAUGGUUUCAGUUUAAUUUACUAUUAUAUAUGUUUUGCACCGUACCAUCUCUUAAUGGAGCUCUACAGCAUCUCAAGUCUUCCCACGUGCCUCCACAGUUCGUCUCUUGCUCGACCAUCGUGGUCUCAGGUAGUUCAGUCUUUUUCACACCUGCCCCUCCGUGUAGCACCGUCCUGCCCCGGAUCCUUCUGUCUAAAGCCUGGUCUGCUUCCUAUCAGACCCAUCCACCAGUCAGUAUCCACACACAGCAUCUCCUUCCGUGAGUGAACGGUGAUGUUUUUUCUAUGGGGAACAUUUUAAGUACAAGUGGCUGUAAAUAGGCUUCUAUUUAUAUUUUGGUUGUGUUACAUUCUGAGAAUGUGAACAUGGAAUAGAAUCUGGAGAGUGCACACUGAAAUGUUUCAAAAUAAAGAGAUGUCAUUGUUUCAUGAACAA